ACUCGAUCGAGCGCGCAUCUGGCUGCCACCCCUCCCUCCUCUCCACAGCACCUCGUCCAACCCUAGCCGCCACCGGCAGGAGACGGCGCAGAUCACCUCGUCCGCCGGCGGCCGCCCUCCCCACCGCUGCUAAUCGUCAACCUCGUCCGCGAAUCGACGGCAGCACGCAGGCUGCGUCGACUCUCUGUCUCCCCCGACCACCUCUUCCGCCGCCACCGGUAAUCAGCGGGCGGAGAUGAAGCCAGUGGUGGGUAUCGUGGUGUCGAACAAGAUGCAGAAGUCGGUAGUGGUGGCGGUCGACCGCCUCUUCCACAACAAGGUGUACAACCGCUACGUCAAGCGCACCUCCAAGUUCAUGGCGCACGACGAGGCCGAAGGCUGCAACAUCGGCGACAGGGUUAGGCUGGAUCCUUCUAGGCCAUUGAGCAAAAACAAGCAUUGGAUUGUUGCCGAGGUUCUUCGAAGAGCUAAGAUGUAUGUUCCGCCGCCACCUGCACCAAAAGCUUCUGGUGCCACAACUCAACAAACUAGCACCAAGUCGUCUGCUUGAAGAUCCUCAGAGGCAAACACAUACAUGUCUUUCAGAAUGUAUCUUCUUUACUGACUGACGGCAUGUCCAGAGAACCAUCUCAUAAAAUGUUGUUUUUUGUGGUGCUUGCCAUGCUCAGCUUAUCACUUUAUUUGUUUGCAGUCCGAAACUUCGUAAUCGAGAAUUUAUGUUGGACCCUA
Messenger RNA from Hordeum vulgare subsp. vulgare (domesticated barley), 729 nucleotides. Its product is annotated as 30S ribosomal protein S17-like. Gene Ontology annotation, cellular component: ribosome. The transcript is spliced from 2 exons. Gene Ontology annotation, biological process: translation. Gene Ontology annotation, molecular function: structural constituent of ribosome. The coding region runs from base 236 to 550 and encodes 104 amino acids. NCBI's taxonomy places the organism in Eukaryota, Viridiplantae, Streptophyta, Magnoliopsida, Poales, Poaceae. The record is from RefSeq and is a predicted model, not a curated record.